This is a messenger RNA of Paramormyrops kingsleyae, 6689 nucleotides long. NCBI's taxonomy places the organism in Eukaryota, Metazoa, Chordata, Actinopteri, Osteoglossiformes, Mormyridae. The record is from RefSeq and is a predicted model, not a curated record.
UUCAACGCUAAGGCCACUUAAAAUUAAUAAAUUGUUUUACAUGGCCGCCCGCCUCAAUUUUUUGGUGCCGCCUCGAUUUUUUUUAUAUUUUAUAUUCUUCAAAAAAUCCGUUUUUUUCACCUCAAAAACUCUCAGAGAUUGUCAAUACGCAGAGAUCGUCAAUACGCACGUGCGCCAUCGUCAAUACGCACGUACGUCGUUUGAAAUCAUCUUGUGUUUCUCUCAAACUGGCUGCCGUGCCUGUCUCUCUAUCUCUGCUCUUCGACUCCUGGUUCCGCCCUUACGGCUGCUUUCUGCCGCCAUGUGGCAAGUAGCUCAGCGAAGUGACAUGAUGCAUUAUGGGAAGCUGGAGGAGUUUGUCUCCUUGGUCACGGAGACUGUCCCAGAGCUGCUGAGCUACCGACAAAGAGCACAACUCAUUCUUGGUUUGCGAGCAAAGCUGAUUCUGGAGCUGUUCCGUGGCCAGCACCCGCCAGACCUCCAGACCAUCCAGCCCCACCUGGACAGAAUCCGGCCCCCAACCACACUUUCUAUGUGCACAGAUAGCGCUCAUGCAGAGGUGCAGGAGUCCGGAGCCAGUUUCUGGGAGCUGGUUCAGACACUUCUGAAAGACCCUGCAGAGAGGGAGCGUUUCUUCCAGGAGGUGUUCCCAGUGGAGUAUGGACCCAAGUAUGACAUGGCCCUGCAAAUCCUGGUGUGGGAGCUCCUCUCCAGGCUGGAGCAGCUCCUCCCAGUACCAGAUCUUGAACAGACUGUUUCCUGGCUCAGCACUGCCCCCUCAGUCUUGGAGGAAUGUGUGCAAUCCAUAUCUCAGCCACAGCAGCUGAAGACCAUGCUCCAGCACUACAAAUGUUAUGGACACUUGGAGACAAAUGCGACCAUCCCCACCGUGGAUGACUGCGUGCUCACCUCUCCGCCCUUAGUCAGAGUGGUGUUUGCUGCUAAGCAGAUAGAUCCUGAUAUCCAGGCUGAAACGAUACAUGACUCCAUCAGCUUUUUAAGUCCCUCUUCAGUGAGCGAAGAAGUGGAGAUAGAGACUGUGAUGGAGAGCACUGAUUAUGCUGAGGUGGAACUGAGAACCAGUGCGGACCAAGAUGAAAAUGGAGCCGGGGGCGUAGAUACUGGUACAGAAGAGGGGGCAGAAGAUGGAGAUGGUCAUAGUGAGCAAGAUCAAAAUAUCAGUCGGAGAGGAGGAAAUGGAGCAGUUCACUGUCCCCAGAUAAGCUGUAGCUUGAGCUUGGGUCCCUCAGAGCUGAAGAAAGAGGAAAAAGCCAUGGGGGAGCUGGCAGAGUCGCUAGAGGAUAGGAUCAGCACUGAGCCCUCAAGUGAAUCAGCUUUGAAUCUGCAGAUGAAACAGAAAACAGCAGAUGGCACUGUGGAGCUCUCAUCAGUGGUCUUUGCGUGUGCCAUGUGCCCUUUCGUCCACGCCAAGGAAAUGCACCUGCAUCGGCACAUUGAAAGAGAGCACCCAGAGGAAUAUGACAAACUCCUGAGGUCUGAAGACCCUAAAGCCAAGACCCAGGAAGCAGAGAGCCCCCAGGAUGUUCAGGGUCCCACACAGACCCGCACAGGGACCUCCAAGUCCCACACCUGCCCCCAGUGCGGGAAGAACUUCCGGUCACGCUCAGACCUCGCCCGGCACCAGCAGAUCCACACGGGUGAGCGGCCGUUUCCCUGCGGCCAGUGUGAGAAGAGUUUCAAGAACUCAUGGGACAGAGCGAGGCAUGAGCGCACACACACGGGUGAGCGACCCUUCCAGUGCUCCCAGUGUGGGAAGAGCUUCACGCAGCUGGGCUUCCUGAGUCUGCACCGUAAGCGCUCUCACAGGGGUGACUGCCCACACCGCUGCUCGCUCUGUGCCAAGGACUUCGCCUCCCCAUCAGAGCUGGCCAGGCAUAAGCAGACACACGCCAUCCGGAGGCAGUACCGGUGCUCGCAGUGCGAGAAGGGUUACACGCGCUUGUCGGACCUGAAGCGGCACCAGCUGAACCACAGCGGCGAGCGUCCGCACCGCUGUGCUGAGUGCGACAAGAGCUUCACCCAGCUGUGGAUCCUAGCUAAGCACAAGCGCACCCACACAGGCGAGCGGCCCUUCCUCUGCCCCCACUGCCAGAAGAGCUUCACCCAACUCUCCAUCCUCAUCCGGCACCAGCGCAUCCACACUGGGGAGAGGCCAUACCGCUGCUCCCAGUGUGACAAAACCUUCCUCUCCUCAGGUGAGCUCUCAAAGCACCACAAGUGUCACACGGAAGACCGGCCAUACCUCUGCAGCGAGUGCGGCAAGAGCUUUAAGACAAAGCGCACCCUGAACGAGCACUGGCGGACACACACCGGCGAGCGGCCCUACUGCUGCUCCCACUGUUCCAAGUGCUUCGCCAAGUCCACCGCCCUGUCCCGGCACCAGCUCAUCCACACAGGUCAGAGGCCGUAUGUGUGCUCCCAGUGUGGGAAGACCUUCCUGUCUUCCAGAGAGCUUCUAUUACACCACCGCUCCCACACGGGCGAGCGGCCCUACAGCUGCCCCCGGUGCGAGAAAAGCUUCAGGUCUUCCUCAGACCUGACCCGGCACCAGCGGAGUCACACGAGGGAGCGUCCGUACACCUGUGCCCACUGCAGGAAGACGUUCUCCUGCUCAACCAAGCUGAAAAGACACAUGGAGGUCCACAGUGCAGACAGGCCAUUUCAGUGCUUGGAGUGUGGGGUGGGAUUUAAUCGGCUGUGUCUUCUGAAGACACACCAGCGAACUCACAUGGAAAAGAGCUGGACACAAUGGAGACCUUAUUGCUCCAUAACUGAAGAAGCAGCCAACAUCAGCCUGUUGGAAAGGAUGCUGGAGGAUCUGGCUCCUAUCCCCAACUUCCUUUGGCCGGGUUGUGCCUCCUGGUUGCAACUUGCAACUCUGCGAUCAUGCCUCAUGUCCGCUGCCAUAUGCCCGGCGGCACACAGAAAAACCGUAACGGACUACGGCAACCUGGAGGCCAUCGUCGCUUCGGCGCCGGACACUCCAACAGGAAAAGGGCGGAACUCCGUCUUGGACUUAUGGUAUCAUGCAACAGACAAUGCUGAUUUGGAGGAAUCGGGAGGAACCCUGCUGAUGGACCCAGCAGAGAGGGAUCACUUCUUCCAGACACAACCCGCCAAAUGGAGAGACCGUGAUGGACCAUGUGAGCUGCGUGAGGAUGGAGGCAUUAUUAAAGUCCCUCUUAUAAUGGAAGUUCCCAGUGCCUCAAUGUCGGACAUCGUAGAUCCCUUUCUCCCGCUUUCCUCAAUGCGGCUUCUGGUUCCGCCCUUACGGCUGCUGUCUGCUGCCAUGUGGCAGGUAGCUCAGAGAAGAGAUGUGAUGCAUUACGGGAAGCUGGAGGAGUUUGUCUCCUUGGUCACAGAGACUGUCCCAGAGCUGCUGAGCUACAGACAAAGAGCGCAGCUCAUUUUGGGACUGCGUGCAAGGCUGGUUCUUGAGAUCUGCCGAGGUGAGGAUCCUGCAGACUGCCAAUGCAUCGGGCCCCACCUGGAGAGGAUAAGCCGCCAUGCUGGAGCCCAUGAGCACCCAGGUGCAAGCGACUCAGAGGUGGAAGUGUCAAGAGUAAACUUCCUAGAGAUGGUCCAAAUCCUGUUAACGGACUCGGCCGCAAGAGAUUACUUUUUCAAGGAGGUGUUCCCAGUGGAGUAUGGACCCAAGUAUGACAAAGCCCUGGAGGACCUGGUGUGGGAGCUCCUCUCCAGGCUGGAGCAGCUUCUCCCAGUACCAGACCUCGAACAGUUGGUGUCCUUGUUCACCGCUGCCCCCUCACUCCUGGAGGAGUGUGUGCAGUCUAACUCUCCCCCAGAGCAGCUGAGGACCCUCCUACAGCACUACAAAUGUCUUGGACAGCUGGUCACACAUGCAACCACUCCUCUCACAGGUGACUGUAUCCUGUCCUCACUAUCCCUCCUCCCCCUUGGCAAGGCAGCUGUCAUUCAUGAGGAAACCAGCCGCCAAUCAGAAUAUAUGCAUGACUCUAUGGACUUCUUAAGUCCUGCAUAUGUCAGUGAAGAGGUUGAGAUAGUGUCUGUGGAAGAAAGCCCAAUAUACAGAGAUCUGGAGAUGGAACUGAGAAAGAGUUUAGACCCAGAUGAGAGUCGGAUAGAAAGUAGGAAUGGAGGUGGGGAUGUUGAAGAGGAAAUGUCUAAUUUAAGCACUUUGAAAGAGGAAGAAGGAGAACUGACAAAGGAGACUAAAGAGGCUGCAAUGGACAGUGGAGGUGGAGAGGCACAAGUUGGAGAGUUGGACGCUGAAUAUGGGGAGGUGGAGUUUGAAUCUACGGAGCAAGGGCUUAGAGGUGGAGAGGUGGGGUCAGUGUAUGAAAUGGCACAGGCUGUACAAGAACAGGUGGGGCCAGAAUGUGAGAUGGUACAGUCCAGUAAUGGAGAGGUGGGUCAAGAAUGUGCAGAAGCAAAUCCUAGGACUGAAGAUUGUACAGAGGUAGAGCCGAGAAGUGUAGAAGUACAGUCAGAAUGUCCAGAGGCAAAUCCCGGGAGUUGGGAGUGUGGAAAGGUGGAGCCGGAAUGUGGAGAUUCUACACAUGGAAGGAAAAGCCAAGAAAGAAAGGAGAACAUAAUGGCUGAAGAUGAGGCACUAAUUAGGGAGAGACAAGAACACAACACGGGUGAACACAAGGAGGGGGAUGGAAAUGGCCAAACCUACCGGUGUGAAAAAGAGCUGGAUCCUGGAAAAGAAUCUGCGCAUGGACAGGAAGACGGUGGCCAGUUACAGCUGGUUACUACCUGUCUGCUCCAGAGGCCUACAGUGCUGAUCCAGCGGCUUGCUGUCGCCGACACCUCUCUGCCCGUGUUGACGCCAGUGCACCCCACCGCUGGUAACGGGGAGCAACCAGUCAGCUCUCAGAGGAGCCGCAACAGGACGGCACAGAAAUGGAAGGGACGGCGGGCGGUGCGUGAAAGGAAGACCAGUAGCCGCUUUCGGGCUGCUCUGACAGGGAAGCCAGCACUGUCAGAGAAGGAGAACAUUGCUGAUUCUCAUGGUCGAGCUCUGGUCACCCCAGCUGAGGAACAACAUGCAGUGGACCUCUUGAAAACCCAACCAGAAGGAGAUGGAAAGUCUGUAUGUCCCACUGAGGAUGGGGAAGACCAGCCACCCACUACAGCCGACCAGUCAGGAGCCCACAUCUGCCUCCAGUGUCGGAAGACCUUCAGGUCUCGAUCAGACUUAAUGAGACACCAUCGGACUCACACGGGUGAGCGGCCAUUCCAGUGCUCCCAGUGCAAAAAGAGUUUCCAGAAUUCGUGGGACCUGACAAGGCACCGACGGACACAUACUGGGGAGCGACCGUUCCAGUGCUCCCAGUGCGGGAAGAGCUUCACGCAGCUGGGUUCCCUACGAAUGCAUCACAAGCAGAAGCACAAGAAGGAGUGGCCCUUCCACUGCUCCCUGUGCGACAGGAGCUACCAGUUCUCGUCAGACCUGGCUAGACACAAGCAGACUCAUGCGGUAAAGCGACCCCAUAAGUGCGCCCUUUGUGACAAAACCUACAGUCGUGCCUCGGAUGUCAGGAGGCACCAGCUCCUUAACCACACUGAGGAACGCCCUCACCAGUGCUCCCUGUGCGGCAAGAGUUUCAAAACAUCGUGGGACCUCACCCGGCACAAUCGGACACACACGGGAGAGCGGCCUUUCCAGUGCUCCCAGUGUGGGAAGAACUUCACAGAAUUGGGGUCGCUGAGACUGCACCACCAGAGAGCUCACGAAGGAGAAGGUCUUUUUAACUGCUCCCAGUGCCAGAAGAGCUUCACCCAGUUAGCGACACUAACAAAACACCAGCACUGCCAUGCCGGUGAGCGCCCCUUUCAGUGCUCUCACUGUCAGAAGACCUUUACUCGACUGUCAGUAUUGACUAGACACCAGCGGAUCCACACAGGGGAGAGACCGUACCUUUGCUCCCAAUGUGGAAAGAGUUUCCUUUCCCAGGGAGAGCUUUCAAAGCACCAAAAAUGUCACACAGAAGAGAGACCUUACCUUUGUUCCCAGUGUGGCAAGGGUUUCAAGAUGGAGGCUGCCCUUAAAAAACAUCGGCACACUCAUACGGGGGAGUGCCCGUACCGCUGCCCUCACUGCAAGAAGACUUUCACCAAUAGAACAGGCUUGUCUAGACAUAAGCUAAUUCACACUGGGGAGAGACCACACCUGUGCUCCCAGUGCGGUAAGACUUUCCUUUCCGUGGGAGAACUGUUGAUCCACCAGCGGUACCACACAGGAGAACGUCCAUAUCAGUGCUCAUUGUGUGGGAAGAGUUUCACCCAGUCGUGCUACCUAACUGUUCACCGGCGAACUCACACGGGAGAGCGGCCGUACCAAUGUAUUGUGUGCUCAAAAAGCUUCUCACACUCAACUCCGCUGAAGAGACACAUGCGGAUUCACACUGGGGAGAAGCCGUUCCAGUGUCCAGACUGUGGGAAGAGCUUUAGCCGGCUGUGUCUGAUGAAGACACACCAACAAACCCACACAGUAAAGGAGAGCUUAGACAUUGCUUUGGCCUAGUUUUACUGGCAUUGCUAUUGACUUUACAUGGUUUCUUCAGUUGAAACUAAAACACAAAAGGUGUUAUCAUGGUUAACUGUGACAAAACAAAAUUGCUUCUCAUAAUAUGCAUGGCUAAAAUAAAUCCUGCCAGUUUUCCGGUGAUAUCCAUUAA